AUGAUCAAUAGCAGAAGCUUUCCAUACUUCAAAAGCCUCAAAAGCUUUAAAAGCCUUAAAAGCCUUAAACUCACCAACUUUUCAUCACACCCUUUUAGAAUGGUUCAUCACAGAGUUACUAUCAUUGGUUCUGGUCCUGCAGCUCACACUGCAGCGAUCUACCUUGCCAGAGCAGAAAUCAAACCUACCUUGUAUGAAGGUAUGUUUGCCAACGGUGUGGCAGCUGGUGGACAGCUUACCACCACCACCGACAUUGAAAACUUUCCAGGAUUCCCAGAAGGUAUGUCGGGCACUGACCUCAUGGAACGUAUGAAACAACAAUCUGAAAGAUUUGGCACCGAAAUCAUCACGGAAACAGUGGCCAAAGUGGACACUAGCUCCAGACCGUUCAAGCUGUGGACCGAAUUCAACGAGGACGCUGAGCCUCACACCACUGACGCUCUAAUCCUGGCCACAGGCGCGUCUGCCAAGCGUAUGCAUUUGCCAGGCGAAGAUACUUACUGGCAACAGGGUAUCUCGGCUUGUGCGGUUUGUGACGGUGCCGUGCCACUGUUCAGAAACAAGCCGCUAGCCGUUAUCGGUGGUGGUGACUCUGCUUGCGAAGAAGCCGCCUUUUUGACCAAAUAUGGUUCCAAAGUGUACAUGCUCGUGCGUAAGGACCAUUUGCGUGCCUCGACCAUUAUGCAGAGACGUGCCGAGAAAAACGAGAAGAUCGAGAUCCUGUACAACACCGAGGCCCGUGAGGCCAAGGGUGACGGCAAAUUCUUGAAUGCUCUCAGAAUCUUCAACAACAAGACAAACCAGGAAUCGGAUCUACCUGUCAACGGGUUGUUUUACGCCAUUGGCCACACCCCAGCCACUUCGAUUUUGGCUGGUCAAAUUGACCUCCACGAAAAUGGCUACGUCAAGACUGUGCCAGGUACUGCCCUAACAUCAGUGCCCGGUGUGUUUGCAGCCGGUGACGUCCAGGACUCCAGAUACAGACAGGCCGUCACCUCUGCCGGAUCCGGUUGUAUGGCCGCUCUAGAUGCCGAAAAGUUCUUGUCUGAACAGGAUUAA
Messenger RNA from Lachancea sp. 'fantastica', 1059 nucleotides. Lineage: Eukaryota; Fungi; Ascomycota; Saccharomycetes; Saccharomycetales; Saccharomycetaceae. The record is from the annotation of a GenBank genome assembly.